Messenger RNA from Aegilops tauschii subsp. strangulata, 734 nucleotides. Lineage: Eukaryota; Viridiplantae; Streptophyta; Magnoliopsida; Poales; Poaceae. The record is from RefSeq and is a predicted model, not a curated record.
AUGGAGGAAUUUUGCUACCUCUCUCUGAAGCAUAAGAGGCAAGAGUUUACUGUUGUCAAUCUAAUUGGCACUCUUGAUGUAGAAGAGAAGGCGAGGGCAAAAGACACACGUGCUCGUUUCCAUGAGGGGAAUUCCAGUGCCAAUUUGGUACAAAAGAGAAAUUUCCAAACCCACAAACCCAAGAACAAAAACUAUGCGGGCAAAGGAAAAUUUGAUGGCAAGUACAAAGCCCCACAACCUGUCAACUUCAAGAAGAAGAAGGGUACUUAUAAGAAGAAAGGAAAGUGCCAUCUAUGUGGCAGUGAAGAACAUUGGGCUUCAUCCUGCAAGGACCGCUGGGACAUGCGUCAGAAUGAGAACAAUAGCAAGACCGCUAAUGUUGUUAUUGGCGAUGUUGACAUGAAAGAUGUCGGGUCGCAAGAACUACACCCGUGCUGAUGGGAAACGGGACACAUGCUUCUGUUCAUGGUGUUGGUACGGUCGAUCUGAAGUUUACUUCGGGAAAGAUCGUGCGACUGAAGAACGUGCAGCAUGUCCCUGCUAUAAAUAAAAAUCUUGUCAACGGUUCUUGUUUGUGUCGAGAUGGUUAUAAAUUGGUAUUUGAGUCCAAUAAGGUUGUAGUAUCUAAGUGUGGACAAUUUGUUGGGAAGGGCUAUGAGAGCGGAGGCUUGUUCCGCUUAUCUUUGUCAGACUUUUGCACUAAAGUUAUUAAUCAUGUUUGCAGUGAAACCGAA